ACUCCGGCUGUUAUACGUCACAGGAGCGGCAUGGAGGCAUGAUGUCGCUACCGAAAUGAAUGGGUGCUAAGAAUUCCUGGGAGUUGCUGGUGUUGAGUUGAUUUUAAAAGCAGCAUCGCAAUGUUUUAAACAGGUUAACACGCACCAAAGCCUCACGGACUCGGAGUCAAUGGAGUGCGACAUUUUGGACUCGCUAGAACAGCUGGGCUAUGACGGCCCUCUGCUGGAGGAGAAGGCGCUGCUCGGAGCCGCAGAGGCAGGCCUGUCCUCGCAGGAGUAUGUGGACCUGUGCAGGUGGCUGGCGUCCAGGUUAAAGCCGCUGUGUGGCUUGGAGGAGAGUAUCACAUCCGGUCUAGACGACACUGACAGCCUCCAGGUUGAGUUGAGCGGUUUGUUGAAGGAGUUGCACUGUCCUUAUGAAGAAGUCGUCUCAGGAAUUCUCAAGGGAGCUGUGCGAAAAACAAAAGAUCAUCUCAAGUUUCUCUUGUUUCUCAGCUCUGAGCUCCAGGCCGCUCAGAUUGUGAGAAGCAAACAAGCCUCUGAUAAACAGCAAGAUGAGAGUCCGGAAAAUCAGGAGCUUCUCGCAAUCUGUGAAACACUGAAGCUACCAGAGCCCAGAGGAUCAGACGCAGCAGGGGUCCUCUCCCAAAUUCAAAACAAGGUUGAUAAAGUACUUAAAGAUCUUCCAAAUGCCUCGGUUGGAAGUCCAGUGUUGAAGAAAUCUCUCAGCAGUGAUCAGUGGGAGAAGUUGCAUAAUAUUAACACAGUCCUGUCUUCGGAAUACGAGUGUCGGCGCAGGAUGCUGAUCAAACGGCUGGACGUCACAGUUCAGUCAUUCGGGUGGUCAGACAGAGCCAAGGUAAAGGUGGACAGCAUGGCAAGGGCCUACCAGCCUAAGAGACACUCUCUGACGCCACAGUCCACCGUGGACAUGGCCAAGCUGCUGGCAGCCAGAGAAGACAUCUGCAACGUGGUGAAGACCAGCAGCGGCUCCAGCAGAGAGAAAACCGCCUGUGCUGUCAACAAGGUCCUGAUGGGGAGAGUGCCUGACAGAGGAGGACGUCCCUCUGAGAUAGAGGCCCCGCCUCCUGAGAUGCCACCCUGGCAGAAAAGACAAGACGGCGGAGGUGGCGGUGGUGGCUGGGGAGGACGUGGUGGAAGAGGAGGAGGAGGAGGAGGAGGAGCAAACUGGGGACAUGGAGGAGGAGGUCGUGGUGGUGGUGGUGGUGGUGGUUGGAGGGGAGGCGGAUGGAACCAAGGAGGACAUAGUGGACAUGGAAGUUAUGGAGGACAUGGUGGAUACGGAGGACACGGAGGGAAGAGAGGACGGUACCAGUAUUAAUCUAUUUUGAUUUUCUCUUGUGUUUCUAUUCACAUGGACUCAGUUUUCUGUUUUCCAUUGAAGAUCGCAUUUUUUCAAAGGAUGACAGACUUGGCAGCAUUCAGUGACAAAUCUCAAUUUGUCCUGGGUGAUAUAGAAUGCCCCUAUUUUUACUUUUAUCAGUGUUUCAUUUUGCCUUUUUAAUAUUCUCAUCACUGUUUUUUUGUCAGUGAAUACCAUACAGUUUUGUUUCAUAGGAAGCUGAUAGGAACAAAUGAUUUAACAUGUGCAUUGGGCUGUGUUGUUUAUAUGACAGAGUAAAGUAUAGGUGUUCCUUUAGUACUGACAGAACAAAGGGAAAACAGGAUACUAAAAAGAUUAGUAAAUAGUAUGUAGUAUGGAAUUCGGACACAGUUUGUGUUUCUGAUAAGGUGCAGGUAAAAUAUGGAAAUGAUUGGAGCACUGAAAAUACACUUCAUACGCUUUCUUAACAUAAAAUACGAGAUCUUUACCCUUAAACAUUUUACUUUUUAAAGGCUGCUUUUUCAAUUUAAGUGUUGAUGUAGGGACAGAGUUAAGAGAUGUUGAAGACAGUGUCUCCAAAAAGUUGACAACAGAUCUCGCCUGGUUUGUGCAACCUGCUGCUGCCUAUUGAGGGAACAAACUGAUGCCAGUGUAAGAAGAUAGGACUAAAACACAGGGAGGUUUAACUUCUGAAUCAAACCAUAUUUCACCUGUGUGACCCUCGAGCGUGCUCUUCCUCCCUGUUGAGGAUUAAAAAAAAAAAAACUCACUUUUUAAAUCCAUAUUUUACUUGAUAUUUUAGACUUUAAAAUGAUCAGAUCUCACCUCCUUUCCUCAAAGAUUCUGUACCAGCUAUAUGUACAUGUAUGAUGAUUGUGAUCCUUUUUAACCUUUGAAUUUAUUUAAUAAAAACCAAUAAUAUAAA
Messenger RNA from Lates calcarifer (barramundi perch), 2270 nucleotides. RefSeq names its product family with sequence similarity 98 member B (gene tslig3b). NCBI's taxonomy places the organism in Eukaryota, Metazoa, Chordata, Actinopteri, Centropomidae. The record is from RefSeq and is a predicted model, not a curated record. Gene Ontology annotation, cellular component: tRNA-splicing ligase complex.